CAACAAUGAGAUAGCACGUUGGCACAGCGCUAAAUUCAGGCCAGUUCCGCAUACAUCAUAAAGCACGCACGAGCAACUAAUUGUACAAUGUCCCACGUUUAACGGUUCUGUAAUAUAAGAAUCGCUAAAAUUGUCUCGCUGUUUGACAAAGGGUAUCGUCAUGGCUCAUGCGAAGAGGAGUUACAAAAUUAAACCCCGGUGCUAUGACGCCAGCAAUAUGGGCAAUGGGCAUCGGCCACGCUGCACUGGGCAUACACGAUGACCCCACGCUACAGAGUUUAAAGUGCUAAACUUUAUAUACUCCGCUUUUUUGCCUCUGAGCUUGACUCACCACUCAGCAACACAGCGCGCUUGGAAUGCCGACGUCGCCACCUCAUUCUCGAGUUGAAAGUUUGGCGGGGACUUCUACUCCUCCCAUUUCAAAUCUAGCAUUGGCAGCAGAUCUGACAGAUCAGAUAUUCGGUACAAUCAAGGACUAUGUCGCUGGAGGUGCAUUCGGAAACGUUUACAGAUGUGAAUGGAGACAGGAGUCGGGCACUACGGUCAAGGUUGCAGUAAAAUCCUUCAGGUUUUACGCCUCAGAGCAGGACUUAAGAAGAUUUCGACGAGAAGCCGCAAUCUGGGCGCACCUCGUCCAUGACAAUAUCGUCACACUUUAUGGAACGACUGAGGGGUUUGGGCCAUCCUCAUCUCUUGUCUCCCAGUGGUUUCCGCACGGCACGCUGCUCCGUCUGAUAACGGAACAGGGAGCUACAUUGGGUAUUAGGUCCAAAUUGAAACUGCUUCACGGCAUAGCAUCUGGGCUCUACUAUCUUCACUCCUUUCCCGUUGUUCACGGCGACAUUACGAGCUCCAACAUUUUGGUAGACAUUAAGGACGGAGAGUACAAGGCAUGUCUUACGGACUUCGGGUUGUCGAAUGUCAUCGGCGAACUUGUAGGCGCCCACCCGGUUGAAGGAUCAACUGUUCGGCCUGGCGCAGUCAGGUGGACUGCGCCUGAGUUACUAGGGCGCCAUCAUGGUGUCAAACCGACCACGCAGAAUGACAUGUAUUCCUUUGGUCGUGUCAUGUAUCAUGUAUUAACUUCCAUCAUUCCUUGGCGUGAUAUCGACGAGUAUAGAGUCAUUCAAAAAAUCCUUAACGGAGAGGAUAUCUCUCGUCCUGAGAUACCCAAUGCGAUGUCUGACAUGACGAACGCCUGCUGGAAUUGGAUCGAGCGGUGUUGGUCAGUUGAUCCAUCUGCUCGUCCAUCUGCCUUGGAGGCCAUGGACUUCGUAAAGAGCGAACUGGAGGCUUUGACAGACAACGAAAGUCAUCAACCACCACAGUCUCCUUUGGAAACCCUCAUUGUGUCAUCAAUCCAAACCGACCUCUCCGCAGUCUCACCGCUGUCAAUGUCGGGUUCUUUCAACGUUUUACUUUUCGGAGAGACUGGAGUUGGAAAAAGCUCCAUCAUCAACUUGAUCAUGGGACAAGACGCUGCACAGACAUCCCCAGAUGCAGAACCCUGCACACUCACGCAUACCGCCUACGAAGUCAUUCUCGGAAUCCGUCGCUUCAAACUUUGGGAAGUUUCGUCAAUCGACUCAAUGGGUUUUUUCCAGUCCCUUUUUUACAAAUGGCGCCUGAAAAAGACGUACAAGAAGUUGUACAAAGAUGAUGGUGUCUACCUUCUCUUGUACUGCAUGAGGGGAUCGAGGGCCCAGAGAGCCAUGAUCCGGGAUUAUAAAUUUUUCACUGACGUCGUCGGCUCCAGCGCCGGGCCAGGCCGCGUACCAGUCGCCGCUGUUGUCAACAACUUGGAGGAUUAUUCCACUGACAUGGAUAAGUGGUGGCUGAGGAACGAGGACAAUCUGGGAAAACUCGGGAUGCGGUUCUCAGCACAUGCUUGUAUCACUUCGCUCCCUCAGUACCCAAGCGAACCACCUGGAAUGCGAGCACGUCGACUGCAAUCACAGCGGGCUAUCCGCACUCUCAUCCACGAAUCCUAUCAAGCAGGUAGAACGCCCGGCAAUUCUAAUCCGCCUUCGAUUAGUUGCGCAUUAUGAUUUAUGGAGAGGGUCACCCUGGCUGGCCACUGCACGUCACGGUUACAAAAUCGCUGUACUAGUAAUUAAGUAUAAUGCGUCAUCCUGUCGAUGACCGUUCUGCGUUGCUAUGUAUGACCGAUACAAGUAUAUCAUUUAUGUUACACUGUACUACUUAGUACUAUGUAGAGUUUGAUACUUUACAUGGCUGUCACAUCAUCGUCUUGCUCGCAAAA
Molecule: messenger RNA, 2263 nt
Organism: Suillus paluster
Lineage: Eukaryota; Fungi; Basidiomycota; Agaricomycetes; Boletales; Suillaceae
Product: kinase-like domain-containing protein
Exons: 12
Coding region: 357-2048 (563 amino acids)
Biological process (GO): protein phosphorylation
Molecular function (GO): ATP binding; protein kinase activity; GTP binding
Source: RefSeq, a predicted model, not a curated record